AUGUUCUACGCACAUUUUGUUCUCAGUAAAAGAGGGCCUCUGGCCAAAAUUUGGCUGGCGGCCCAUUGGGAUAAGAAACUAACCAAAGCCCAUGUGUUCGAGUGUAAUUUAGAGAGCAGUGUGGAGAGUAUCAUCUCACCGAAGGUAAAGAUGGCACUUCGAACAUCAGGACAUCUCUUGCUGGGAGUAGUUCGAAUUUAUCACAGGAAAGCCAAAUAUCUCCUUGCAGACUGUAAUGAGGCAUUUAUUAAGAUAAAGAUGGCUUUUCGACCAGGUGUUGUUGAUCUGCCUGAGGAAAAUCGGGAGGCAGCAUAUAAUGCCAUUACCUUGCCUGAAGAAUUUCAUGACUUUGAUCAGCCACUUCCUGACUUAGAUGACAUUGAUGUGGCCCAGCAGUUCAGCCUGAACCAGAGUAGAGUGGAAGAGAUAACCAUGAGAGAAGAAGUUGGGAACAUCAGUAUUCUACAAGAAAAUGAUUUUGGUGACUUUGGAAUGGAUGACCGUGAGAUCAUGAGAGAAGGCAGUGCUUUUGAGGAUGACGACAUGUUAGUAAGCACCAGUGCUUCUAACCUCUUACUUGAGCCUGAGCAAAGCACUAGCAACCUGAAUGAGAAAAUUAACCAUUUAGAAUAUGAAGACCAAUAUAAGGAUGACAAUUUUGGAGAAGGAAAUGAUGGUGGCAUCUUAGAUGACAAACUUAUUAGUAAUAAUGAUGGCGGUAUAUUUGAUGAUCCCCCUGCUCUCUCUGAGACAGGGGUAAUGUUGCCAGAGCAGCCCACCCAUGAUGACAUGGACGAGGAUGAUAACGUGUCAAUGGGUGGGCCAGAUAGUCCUGAUUCUGUGGAUCCUGUUGAACCAAUGCCAACGAUGACGGAUCAGACAACACUGGUUCCAAAUGAGGAAGAAGCAUUUGCUUUGGAACCUAUUGACAUCACUGUCAAAGAAACAAAAGCUAAGAGGAAGAGAAAGCUUAUUGUUGACAGUGUCAAGGAGUUGGAUAGCAAGACCAUUAGAGCCCAACUUAGUGAUUAUUCUGAUAUUGUUACAACUUUGGAUCUGGCCCCACCCACCAAGAAACUAAUGAUGUGGAAGGAGACAGGUGGAGUGGAAAAACUUUUCUCAUUACCUGCUCAGCCUUUAUGGAAUAAUAGACUACUGAAGCUGUUUACACGCUGUCUUACACCACUUGUACCAGAAGACCUUCGAAAAAGGAGGAAAGGAGGAGAGGCUGAUAAUUUGGAUGAAUUCCUCAAAGAAUUUGAAAAUCCCGAAGUUCCCCGAGAAGAGCAGCAAGCUCAGCCACAGCAGCGUGAUGUCAUCGAUGAGCCCAUUCUGGAAGAGCCAAGCCGCCUCCAGGAGUCAGAAAUGGAAGCCAGCAGGACGAACCUGGACGAGUCAGCCAUGCCCCCACCGCCACCCCAGGGAGUGAAGAGGAAGAUUGGCCAAGUGGACCCAGAACCCACCACUGUACCUCCUCAGCAGGAAGAACAGAUAGAAAUACCUCCUGUGGAGCUUCCCCCAGAAGAGCCUCCAAAUCUCUGUCAGCUAAUCCCAGAGCUUGAACUUCUGCCAGAGAAAGAGAAGGAGAAAGAAAAAGAGAAAGAAGAGGAGGAGGAGGAGGAGGAUGAAGAUGCUUCAGGGGGUGAUCAAGAUCAAGAAGAAAGAAGAUGGAACAAAAGAACUCAGCAGAUGCUUCAUGGUCUUCAGCGAGCUCUUGCUAAAACUGGAGCUGAAUCUAUCAGUCUGCUUGAGUUAUGUCGAAACACAAACAGAAAGCAAGCUGCAGCAAAGUUCUACAGCUUCUUGGUUCUUAAAAAGCAGCAAGCUAUUGAGCUGACACAGGAAGAACCAUACAGUGACAUCAUUGCCACCCCUGGACCAAGAUUCCACAUCAUUUGA
Messenger RNA from Elephantulus edwardii (Cape elephant shrew), 1899 nucleotides. It is a transcript of the gene RAD21, whose product is annotated as RAD21 homolog (S. pombe). The record is from RefSeq and is a predicted model, not a curated record. Gene Ontology annotation, biological process: mitotic sister chromatid cohesion; synaptonemal complex assembly; replication-born double-strand break repair via sister chromatid exchange. The transcript has 13 exons. Gene Ontology annotation, molecular function: protein binding; chromatin binding. Lineage: Eukaryota; Metazoa; Chordata; Mammalia; Macroscelidea; Macroscelididae. Bases 1 to 1899 code for a protein of 632 amino acids. Gene Ontology annotation, cellular component: cohesin complex; synaptonemal complex.